This is a messenger RNA of Xiphophorus hellerii (green swordtail), 1901 nucleotides long. RefSeq names its product protein LBH-like. Lineage: Eukaryota; Metazoa; Chordata; Actinopteri; Cyprinodontiformes; Poeciliidae. The record is from RefSeq and is a predicted model, not a curated record. The transcript is spliced from 3 exons. The coding region runs from base 508 to 876 and encodes 122 amino acids.
GAAAUGUUCUUGUUUUAAUGUUUUAUAUAACUAAAACAAGAAAGAUUCUCCUUAAGUUUACAUCUCAUUGUUACAUAUUUGUUUCUCGUUUUAAGUUUUGUGUCUUAAAAACAACAGAAAUGUUCAUCUCAACUAGUUUUAUUUCUUUAGCAGGACAAGAAAAAACCCAAAUCAAAACAUCAGAAGACUUUCAGGACAUCAGGAGAAGAAAAGUUGAAAAAAAUAACCUGAAAGUUUUUCCUGUUUAUAGGAAAAAAUGAUGAAGAGGAUCAGAACUGAAGCUUCAGACAAACAACAAACAGACACUCCUUCAUGCAAAUCAGGACUUUAUGCAAAGCACACACACACACACCCUCUCUCUCACACACACAGAGCCACAUGAGGCGGCCCCAGAGCAGCAGCAGCAGGUCUCUGCCUGAUCUCCUGUGGAUUUUGCAGCUUCAGCUUCAUUUCCAGUUUUUUCUGCGGAUCAAAGAUCGAACCCCUGCUGAACGCUGAUUGGCUGAGAUGACCAACCAGGUGAUGAACACCUGUGACUCGGCGGUGGGCGGAGCUCCCCGAGAGGAAGCUGCUUCUCUACAGGUGUUUCCGGACUCUACUGAGCGCGCUCCUAAGCUCUGCCGGCGGCUGCCCUCCAUCGUGGUGGAGCCCAGCGACGCAGACCAGGUGGAGAGUGGCGAGCUCCGCUGGCCUCCCGAUGAUGUCACACAGCGCCACCAGCAGGCGGCAGGUGAGGUCGCGACCCGUCACUUUGCCCCUUGCCCUGACCUCAGUGACGUCAGCAGGUGGUUUCUGCCCAGGGCGACCCAUGGAGGGGGCGGAGCCUCCGGAGCUGGUAAUGGGCGGAGUCUGACGGCUCCAGUUUUACCCAGGUGAAGAGGCGGAGCUAACACACCUGAGAUGAUUGGAAGGCUGACCUCUGACCUCUGAGGACUCAUGAUAAAAAACAACCUUUUGAUGUAUUCGUUUUAUUUUUAUUGGUAUUUUUGGAAGAAACAUCUGAUUUAUUCUAACUCGUAUUUUUCACAGAUCAAUAAAUAGUUUGAUGAACUCUGGGCUUUUAUUUUGAAAUACCAAAACAAAGCCUUAAUUGUUCCACAAAAUGUUGGAGCUGCAGUUAUUCUUGUUCUGUAAGAAUAUUAUGAGUUAUUUAUUGGUUUUCUGGCUUUUCUUCCUUUUUUCAGAUCCAACAGAUUCUGAAUAUAAAAUUAGUUUUCCUCUGGUUCAUUUUAAAUAAGUUUAUUUUGUUUUUUCUGUACGUUUCCUGGUUUCCGUCCUCAGUCUAAUCAGCUGCUGGUUCUGUUUCCCAGAGAUCUUCUACUGAGCUGCGACCCAAAAUUGUUUCAGCUGAAUUCAGGCCUGAUUAAAAAAACAUUGUUUUUGUUUUUUAACUGUUUUUAAAUCCUCCCAACAGGGGGCGACAUUUUCUGCAUGGGGGCGGCUUUAGGUUUUAUUUUUUAUUAAUGUUUGAUUCAGAAAUUUUCUAGAAAAAACUUGGAAAUUUCUGAGUAUGGAAAGUAAAAGAUUUUGUGUUUUAAACCUCCAAUUUUUUUCCACGUAAUUUUCUGAGAUUGAUCUAAAAAUUUCAUUUUUUUUUUUUUUUCUAGCAAACUUUAAACUUUUGAAACUCCAAGUUGAACAUAUGUGACUUUUGGAACUCAAAAAUUUUCUUUAUUCAAAGAAAUUAAUUUCAAAAUGUGAGUUUUUUUGGUGGAAAUUUACAGUUGUAUAUUUCUCUUCCUAUUCUUGAAUUUUUAAAAAAUGUUUUCAUCUCACAUCAGGUUUUUAAUGAUCUCGUGUUUUUCGGAUCUUUUCUUGGUGUUUUUGGUUCCUGGUUUUGUUCUCCUGUUUUCGACGCCGUCGGCGUUCUGGAAUAAAAACCGUCUCCCUGCAGUUCACCA